GGGAAAGGGAGCGCGCAAGUAGAGGAGCUAAGCUGCAGGCCACGCCCCCCGGGGCCCGCGGGGACCGCCCACCACGCUGCCGCCACGCCCAGAAUCAGGCCUGGGAAGAGUGUUAGGAAGUGCUCCCAAGAGAAGUCUUUGAAAAUGGCAACCCAAGUUUUUGGGGGGCUCCGAAAGCAGCUGAACUUGAGAAAACAGUCAUAUCAAGGAAUCCUUGGAAAAUGUCUACGUAGGAUCCUGAAACCAUCCUAUUCCAAAUGAGAGUAUACAUUUUCCUGUGUUUGAUGUGCUGGGUAAGAUCUGCCUCUGGAAACCACCAUUCUACUUUCUCUCUGAAAUCAACUAUUUUGGUCAUUGAAACUAAGUUGAUCAUCAUGUCUGACUGUUGAGUGGCCAUCAUCUGGACUGACUAGUGCCUAGCACAACUGAGGAAAUAAGCUUUUCCACACCUGUCUCAUCUUCUAGCUGGACAGACCAGGGUUGUUUUCAUGUGAUGGCAGAGGUGUGGAAGUGUAAGUCGCCUGGUACAAGUCCAUUUCAAGCCUCUGCUUCCUUCAAGUCUCUUAAGGAUAUUUCUCUCUUUCAUGGAACUCCAAACGAAUUUCUAGGAAACCUCUUGGGCCAUGUAACAGCUACCUAGAGUUGGAGUGGGUCAGCAGUUUGGAUUCAUUGAUUGCAUUUGGCCCUUGUCCAAGUUCUGCUGAUAAGAUAAGGUGGAGAGAAUAAAAGACCAUGCAUUGAAUUCUCUCAUCUAAGUGUAAAGGAUUCCUUAAAAGAUUUGUUUAUUCCCAGAUUAAAGAUAGUUCUGAUGAUGUAUACAAGGAACAACCUGAACUGUGCUGAGCCACUUUUAGGGCUCAAUAACUCACUCAAUGUUAAUUUCAACACACAAAAGAAAACAGUCUGGCUGAUUCAUGGAUACAGACCAAUGGGCUCCACCCCAUCAUGGCUUUCAAAUUUUGUAAGGAGUUUAUUGCAUAAAGAAGAUAUUAAUGUAAUUGUAGUAGACUGGAACCAUGGUGCUACCACUUUUAUUUACAACAGAGCAGUUAAAAACACCAGAAAAGUUGCUGAGGCUUUGACUGAGUACAUUCAAUACCUUUUGACACAUGGAGCAUCUCUUGACAAUUUUCACUUCAUAGGCAUGAGCUUAGGAGCUCAUAUUAGUGGUUUUGUUGGAAAGAUAUUUCAUGGUGGACUUGGAAGAAUAACAGGUCUUGAUCCUGCUGGACCAAAAUUUACUGGAAAGCCAUCAAAUAGUAGAUUAGAUUACACUGAUGCAAAAUUUGUAGAUGUCAUCCAUUCUGAUGCCAAAGGUUUAGGUAUCCAAGAGCCAUUGGGACAUAUAGAUUUUUAUCCAAAUGGAGGAAAAAAACAACCUGGAUGUCCUAAGUCAAUUUUUUCAGGAUUGGAAUAUAUUAAGUGUGACCACCAGCGAGCAAUUCACUUGUUCAUGGCAACUUUGGAAACAAACUGCAUUUUUGUUUCAUUUCCUUGUUCUUCAUACAGAGAUUACAAGGCUAGUUUAUGUGUGGACUGUGGCAGCUUUAAGAAAAACUCAUGUCCUAGGCUAGGUUAUGAAGCUGAGCUAUGGAAAAUUGGCAUGAAAGGAAGAGUGGAAGGAUGGCCUCAUAGGACCAUUGUGUAUUUGGAUACUAGUAGUGCAAGUCCAUUUUGUACUUAUUAUUUUGUUCUCAGUAUAGUUGCUGUGGGUGAAGCUAUGAGUGAUGGCUAUAUUUCAUUUAGAUUAUUGAACCAACUUGGAACCAUUGAAAAUCCAAGGCUCUAUGAGAAGAGCAAACCAUUUUAUAGACUUCAAGAAGUCAAUAUUCUUGCUCAAUUUUUCACUGAUAUUGUAAAUAUUUCAAGCAUUGGUUUGACGUAUUUCCAGACCUCAAAUAUACAAUGUUCCACAUGCAACUACAGGAUCCAGAGUCUCAUGUUAAAAUCUCUCACGUACCCAGAAAGACCACCACUCUGCAGGUAUAAUUUUACACUUAAAGAGGGAAAAGAAAUAUUUCUUAAACUACGUGCAUGUACAGCAAAGAUUAUUUAAACUCCUUCUCCCAUCAACUGUAAACUUAUUUUUGAAUUAAAGAACUUUCAAAUUAGAAAAAUACCAGCAUUCUUUCUUUUAGAAUGCAUUGUUUUUAGAAUCGAGAAUAUUAAAAAUAAAAAUGCAUAUGAAAAAAUAUUCUGAAUAUAUUCUAAAGCAAUUUAUUGCUCUUUACCUCAUCUACUUCCUAAAUCAUAGAUUUACCAUUGAAUGUUUACCUCAAUUUGUUAUUUUAGUAAAUAUGUUAAAACAUUUUCUAAAGGAAAAAUGGUGAAGAACUUAAUAGGUCCCUUCUAAUCAAUAUCAUUGUACAAUUCUGCAGUAAUAAAUUAAUUUUUAAAAAAUUUAUAAAUUUGGGCUAAUGUAAUCUUUGUAAAUAUAAAUACUUGGUACUUUCGGUAAAGUUUUGUAAAUAAAGGAUUUGCUAGUAUGAGCAUAAUAAAUAAAUAACAUAUAGGCCUCUAAACUUA
Messenger RNA from Ictidomys tridecemlineatus (thirteen-lined ground squirrel), 2526 nucleotides. NCBI's taxonomy places the organism in Eukaryota, Metazoa, Chordata, Mammalia, Rodentia, Sciuridae. The record is from RefSeq and is a predicted model, not a curated record.